This is a messenger RNA of Prorocentrum cordatum, 582 nucleotides long. NCBI's taxonomy places the organism in Eukaryota, Dinophyceae, Prorocentrales, Prorocentraceae. The record is from the annotation of a GenBank genome assembly.
AUGAGCGGGGACUGCUCGAACCCAGCUGGCGAGGGCGUGCGCAAGAGGCCGAGGUGCCCAGUACCAGGGUGCAAGGAGAAGCUCACGGAGACCACCAGCAUCGUGUGCACGGCGUGCGGCAGCCGCACGUGCAUGCGGCACCGCUACGAGGACGCCCACCCGUGCGCACGCGCGCAGCCCUCCAGGGCGAAGCCGGGGGCGGGCGAGUGGCAGUGCCAGCGGUGCACGCUGGUGAACGCGCGAGGCUCCUCCGAGUGCCUGGCGUGCGGCGCCGCUUCGGGCGCAGCAGUGCAGCGACCGCGACCGCCCGCGGCGCCGGGCGCCGGCUGGACCUGCGGGGCCUGCACGCUGCAGAACGGCGCCGCGAGCACCGCCUGCGCCGCGUGCGGCGCCGCGCGGGCGCUGCCCGGCGCGCGGGCGGCGCCGCCGUGGCGGUGGCGGUGCGCCGCCUGCACCCUGGAGAACGCGCCGGGCAGCCCAGCGUGCGCCGUUUGCGGCGCCAGCGCGGAGUCGGUGGCGGUCAGGAUAGAGGGCGCUGGCGCCGAGGGCGGCGCGGCCAGCAGGGGCUGCGGCGUGAGCUGA